Molecule: messenger RNA, 1560 nt
Organism: Cotesia glomerata
Lineage: Eukaryota; Metazoa; Arthropoda; Insecta; Hymenoptera; Braconidae
Product: alpha-tocopherol transfer protein
Exons: 6
Coding region: 322-1485 (387 amino acids)
Cellular component (GO): membrane
Molecular function (GO): phosphatidylinositol bisphosphate binding
Source: RefSeq, a predicted model, not a curated record
UAUUGAUCAUGAUUGCGAUGACAUAUGAAGGACGUAAAAAAAAGCUAUGUAAAUAAGAAAAGUUGAGGUGAAAUAUAAUUGUGUGGUUUCGUGUCAAAGUAUAAUUAUAAUAAGCAUGCAAGAAAUAAUAAUAAUUGCAUAUAUGGGCCAACAAUUUAACGAUUGAAUGUAUCAAAUAGAAAUCCAGAAUAAAUAUAAUGUUUUUUAAUGAGUUAUAACAAACUAUUAAAUAACGAAUUCAAAGAACAUUUUAAAAAUCUAAGUCAUAAAAAUAAUAAUAUUAAUUCGUAUCGAAAGGAAAUAAAUUUUUGAACUUUAAGGAUGAUAAAUGAUGAAAAUUUUGUCAAUAACCACGAAAUUGGAACACCGAAAAAGACGGAUGUGGAGGAUAAAAGUACCAAAUUCAGUAAUGGGAGAAAAAGCUUAGAUGCCUCGUUAAUCGGUGAUAAAAUAUCUAAAGAAUCAUCAGGAAAUAUUCAUAAAAUGUGGCAACCAAUGCUGUGUGUCCAAAAUGAAAUAGCUACUAAAUCUGUCAAGGAGAACUUGGAUAUAAUCGAGAAUAAUUUAGACGAAGUAAAGCAGUUAAGCAAAGAGGAAAUGAAACUCAAGGAUGAAGAACUCGAUCUGGACUUGGAAGAAAUUUCGCCUGAGGUGAUGGAGUACGCUAAACGGGAACUUGGUGAAACAGAUGAAGUCAAGUGUCAAACGUUACAAGAGCUAAGAGAUAUGAUUUAUGAAAGAGGUGAAUGUACUCCCCACAGGAUGGAUGACGCUUUUUUGAUUAGAUUUCUUCGUGCACGCAAUUUCAAUGUUAAUCGAGCGCAUCGGUUGGUUGUGAGGUAUCUCAAUUUCAAAGAAGACCAUCCAGAAAUCCAUAAAGAUGUAAAUCCACUGAAAAUGCGGCAUAUUGGGGAUGAUGACGUAAUGACAGUGCCAGCGUACAGAACACAGUGUGGACGUAGAAUGAUGAUUUAUAGAAUGAGUAAUUGGGAUCCCAAAAAAUAUGGCAUUGAAGAAAUAUUCAAAGCGACGGUCAUUAUCCUUGAAUUGGGUAUUUUGGAACCACGCGCACAAGUUCUUGGCGGAGUUGUUAUUUUUGAUCUUCAAGAUAUCACUAUAGCGCACGCUUGGACUAUUACACCUCAGAUCGCCAGCAUGGUAAUGGCAUUAAUGGUAUCGUCGUUUCCAAUGAAAACGUACGCAAUUCAUAUUCUUCACCAAUCUUGGGUAUUUGACAUGAUAUAUGCAAUGUUCAAACCUCUUAUAAACAAAGAUAUGAAGGAACGUGUGUUUUUCCAUGGUGAUAAUAUGGAAAGCCUCCAUAAACAUAUUGCGCCUACGCAUUUACCCAAGAAAUAUGGAGGUAUGAGAGAAGAGUUGCCAUAUUAUAAGUGGAUUGAUUCACUCAGCUUAAAACCUAAAAUUGUCAAGGAAAUGCACUCUCUUGGUUAUGUUGUACCCGAAGAGCUGAUUAAAGGUUUUUAAUCUUUAUUCGUUUUUCAUCAUAAUAUUUUAUUUUAUAUAGUAAGGAUAAAUAAACGAUAGUCAUUGUAACAAAAA